Molecule: messenger RNA, 2599 nt
Organism: Pundamilia nyererei
Lineage: Eukaryota; Metazoa; Chordata; Actinopteri; Cichliformes; Cichlidae
Gene: ralgps2
Product: Ral GEF with PH domain and SH3 binding motif 2
Exons: 21
Coding region: 547-2307 (586 amino acids)
Biological process (GO): Ras protein signal transduction
Cellular component (GO): plasma membrane
Molecular function (GO): guanyl-nucleotide exchange factor activity
Source: RefSeq, a predicted model, not a curated record
CCAACCAGCCCUUCAAACAGAAGUCCGGCACUACAAUAGAGGGCGGGCUGUGCGAAUCCCAUCUGCCAAGCCUUUAACUGGCUGUGCAUUGACAACCUGCGGAUGAUAUAAACAGUAGCAAAAGGUCUCCGUACAUUAAGAGUUACUGCAGAGGAUAAAGGGCAGAUCGGCCCGCUGUGCACCCGGGAAGCUCCGCCCGUUAGCGGCGUCUCCUCUCCUCCUCAGCCCUCAUUCAAAACAGAACACAGCUGUUGCGAGGCGCAUCGUCGUGUCCGGGAGUGUUAGCCUAACAAAAACGGUUAGCAGCCUGCUUUCCGCUGAUGUGCCCGCUGGAAUACCAGAAGAAGAACGAGCAAAACGGCGCACUUCGACAGCAGAGACCAGCCUUGGAGAACGAUAAAACUCGAUAGACAGACGAAAACUGAACAACAGCCCAACUUCACUUAAAGCAUUAUGUACAUCUGACACCCAUCUGAGGGCCGGGCGGGCUUUGCUGUAGCUGAGGAUGAUGAAUGGUCUCCUGCAUUAGAGCUAGAUGGUGUGGGAAUGAUGGACCUCCCUAAUGGCCAAUCCAGUAUCUCCACCAGUGCUGCCACAGUCUCUGAGAAGAGCAGCAGCUCAGAAUCUCUCAGUGAUAAGGCAUCUUCAGAGCUGAAGAAGAGUUUUGACGCAGUUGUGUUCGAUGUGCUGAAGGUCACUCCUGAGGAAUAUGCAGGCCAGAUUACACUCAUGGAUGCUCCUGUGUUCAAAGCCAUCCAGCCAGAGGAGCUGUCAAGUUGUGGCUGGAACAAGAAGGAGAAGCACAGCUCUGCUCCAAAUGUUGUGGCCUUUACCUGCAGGUUCAACCAGACAAGUUUCUGGGUGGUACGAGAGAUCCUCCAUGCACAGACGUUGAAGAUCAGAGCCGAGGUGCUGAGUCUGUAUAUUCGCACUGCCAAGAAACUGUGUGACAUGAACAACCUCCAUGCGGUAAUGGCAGUGGUGUCAGCAUUACAAAGUGCUCCCAUCUUCAGGCUAACCAAAACUUGGGCGUUACUUAAUCGUAAGGACAAGGCAACGUUUGACCGGCUUGAUUACCUGAUGUCCAAAGAAGACAACUAUAAACGCCUGAGAGACUACAUCAGCAGCCAGAGCAUGGUUUCUUGCAUACCAUACCUAGGAAUGUACCUUUCCGAUCUGACAUAUAUAGAUUCAGCCUACCCCUCCACGGGCAGCAUACUGGAGAACGAACAGAGAUCAAACCUGAUGAAUAACAUUCUCAGAAUCAUAUCGGACCUGCAGAGAUCCUGUACCUACGAUAUACCAGUGUUGCCUCAUAUACAGAAGUAUCUCAACUCAGUCAGGUAUAUUGAGGAGUUGCAGAAGUUUGUGGAGGAUGACAAUUACAAAUUGUCACAGAAGAUUGAGCCAGGCACCAGCACACCACGAGCCAACGCCUCCAAAGAGGAUCUUGUCGGUCAGGAAGCGUCAGCAUCUCCUCUCUGUGGACGUAAAUGUGCGGUAGCACCAGACGGAACCAAAGUCCCAGCAACACCGCCAUCCCCCAGGAACCUUCUGCCCUACGGACACAGGAAGUGCCACAGUCUGGGCUACAACUUUAUCCAUAAGACAAAUACAGUAGAGUUUAAAAGUGCUACAUUUCCCAAUGCUGGCUCUCGCCAUCUGUUGGAUGACAGCGUGAUGGAAAGCCACAGUCCUACCAGGGGACAAGCAGAGAGCUCGACUCUGUCCAGUGGCAUUUCACUUGGGAGCAGUGAGGGCUCGGAGCUCAGCGAAGAGAUGUCUUGGCCAGCUUUUGAGAGGACUCGGUUCUAUCACUCUCUGGGCCCAGUGACCCGUGUGGCCCGCAUCCCCUACAAAGGCGUCUUGAGGCCCAGCAGCUCAGCUGAGUCAGAGGAACUUGCAGUUCACUUGUACCCUGGAGCAGUCACAGUGCAAGGAGUGUUAAGGCGAAAGACUGUGCUCAAGGAGGGCAAGAAACCAACUGUGGCAUCUUGGACCAAAUACUGGGUUGCUCUGUGUGGAACCCAACUCUACUACUACCCUGCCAAAUCCUUGAAGGCCACUGAGAGAAAACAUUUCAAGUCCACGUCCAGCAAGAUCGUGUGUGUGGUCGGUCUGAUGGCUAUGAUGGCUGACGAUCCUGAGCACCCUGACGUCUUCUUGCUGACCGACUCUGAGCAUGGUAACACCUACAAGUACCAGGCAGGGAACAGAAUGAAUGCUUUGCUCUGGUACAAACAUCUGAGUGCUGCCUGUCAGAGCAAUAGGCAACAGGUGCCAGCCAAUCUGAUGUCAUUUGAGUGACUUGUGAUUAGAAGUGCGGCUGAGCAAAGGAGAGAGGGAUGAGGAGACAGACGAGGACGAUGGGGAAGGAGUGCUGACUCAGUAAUGGGAGCUUUCACUGCCAUCAACCCUGACCACCGAUUCUCCGAUUCUUUGCCCUGGCCUCACUGCAGCCUCACCUGCCACCACUGCCUUAACCAGAGUACCCUGUGUGUGUGUUUGUAUUUGACAGUGAAUGCGAAUCCGUGUGAAUGAAAAUGACUGUUUUGGAUUUAUUAACUACUGAACAAGGACCUGCACCACUGCUCAUGUC